This is a messenger RNA of Pocillopora meandrina, 1413 nucleotides long. The record is from the annotation of a GenBank genome assembly. NCBI's taxonomy places the organism in Eukaryota, Metazoa, Cnidaria, Anthozoa, Scleractinia, Pocilloporidae.
AUGGAGGACGUCGAGUACAAGGGAACAGUAAAACUUCUCGCUAAAGCACAAGUUCCUUUUUACUUCAAAACCAACGACAAAGUUGCUUGGAUAAUACGCGAAGAUAUAAACCUUGCAGUUAUUGUACGCACCUCGGAUCGGCUGGAAGAUGAUUAUUCACCAGGAGCUACGAGAAGAGUCGACGUCUGUUUAAAAUUUCUGAACUUGCAAAGCGGAGAUAUUGAAAGUGAAUUUUCCUAUAACUUGGUCUUUCGUUGCACUGUGCUUGAAAUUGUUUGCGAUUUAACUGCGACUUGCGAUUAUCCUUUGUUGAACGUUUUCGCUCGUUUGGAAGAUUUUCGAAUUUGUGUUCUUGUGUUCUCAUGCCCUGACUCUGAUCACAAAGAUGAAAAGCUCCACAAAGAAAUGGAACUGAUAUUAGACAAGUGUAGGCGACAGAAUAGCAAUAAUUUUCAUUGGGGAGGGAGUGUCAACUUCAUGAAAGUGUCAGCGUUGCGGAGGGGUCGCUACUGGCUCGGUGUAAUUUUAAACGGUGGGCAAUUCAUAUUGUUGGAAUUCGCAGUCGAAGAAAAGAAAUCAGCUGAGAUGAAUCGUCUUCAAAUCCAUUGUGUGCGUCACAUCAGAAGUGAUGAAAUGGAGUUAAUGAAUCAUCCAUUCUCGUGGAAGUUGCUUGAUUUUAACCCUGAUCAGAAGAGUAUAGCCAUCAUAGGCAGGGGUUCCUACGUGUUUUUCAUUGGUCUGGUUUUUAUCGACGUGGAGUCUUUCACAGUUAUUGCAGAGACACAGCUCAAAGGCUAUCACUUUGUAGCUGACGCAAAAUAUUCUAAAAGUGGAAAUUUCUUUUUUGCACUGUGUAGUGGUCAACGAAUAAAAAUGCCUUCAAACGAUGAAAAUCAAUCAGUGAUGGAUUUUGAAGAUUGUAAGUCAGUGUUAAUUUGGGACACUUGUGGCAAUCUUCUGCAGAAAGUGAACAUUGAAGGACAUUUGGCAUCUUCAGUGUAUGAGUUCUUUCUAUCGCCUUAUGAUAACUAUAUUGUGAUUCCCCAAAGUGGAACUGACUCUAAUAAGAGACAAUUUGCAGUCUUUUUGAAGCAUGAAGUCAAUCUUUCAAAGCAGGAGGCUGAAUUUGAUUCUGAAGAACUUUUACAAAUGGAUCAUAGGAAAGGAACAGACAAUUACACAAGUUGUACAAUUUCUCCAAAUGGACAUCAGCUUCUGGUCACUCACUGUUGUAAUGUGAACAUGGAAGAUCGAAGCCAAGACAUCUCUAAUCUGUUAGUAUUCAAAAUGAAUGACUCCCCUGCUAAGUUAAGGGUUCUUUGCCGCAUGGCAGUAAAGAAAAACUGUGUUGUACAAAACCUAAGGCAACAUGAUGUCCCUAAGGAAAUCUUGUCAUAUUUAAAUUGGUGUUAA